GUUUUAUGCAGUUCCAAUGACCCGUUUCCGCCUCCUGUUGUACUGUCUCGUAUGUACUGGUAAAGAUGGAGAGCGGAACUGGGAUUGAGAGUUUACAGCUGAGGCUUGAUGACUUGGAAACAAAGCUGUAUGGCGACCGAGGAGUCAGGGCCAGCAAGUCGGCAAAGUGUGCUGAUGCUCUGGUUAAAGUCCAGGCUUCCCUAGGCAACACUGCUAACAAGAGAGAGCGUGUCAAGAUUUUGCACAAGAAGAUUGAAGAUUUGUUGAAGUACCUGGACCCUCAGUUCAUUGACAAGAUCACUGUUCCAGAUGCCAUUAAAGUAGAGUUCAUCCUUGCAGAGGAGGAGUUUAUCCUCUCACAGGCAAGCCUCCUGGAGCAGUUGAGUGGACUGCGCCCUCUGCUGGACAGUUCGCACAUUAAAGUGGUCCCUGAGCAUGCAUCCAAGCUGCAGUCCCUUUCGCAGAUACAUGUCCAGCAGCAGGACCAAUGUAAAGACCUGACCAAGGAUGUGAAGAUGCUGUUUGAAGACUACAACAAGAUGAUGUUCCUCCUGUCCAAGCAGUUUUCCCAGUGGGAUGAGAUGCUGAGGCUGUUGGAAGCAUCCAGCAAGUGAAGGCAGUGGAGUGAUGCCAUUAUGCCAUCCUCUGAACAACUCUCCCUAAAAAAAAAAAAAAACACUUUUCCUCUUCCUGACUGCUUGUAUAUUCAAGUGCACUGUCUUUUUGUUAAUUUUAGACACUAAUUGGGUUGCCUCUUUGCUGACCACUGUUCUUCACAGCAGUGCACUGCAUUGUUAGUGCAGGGUAGGGGAUUGUAACAGUAUAGGGCUCAUGUAGCCAAGCAUUGCUUCCUCCUUUGUAAAUGGAGAAGAGAAAUUUAAAGCUAUUCAGCUGAGAGAUAACUGAUAAUAUACAUGUUGUUCAUCAGAACUAAAACUGUAUUUUAUAAAGGACCACAUUAAAUGUAACUUAAUAAA
This is a messenger RNA of Acipenser ruthenus (sterlet), 977 nucleotides long. RefSeq names its product dynactin subunit 3-like. Gene Ontology annotation, biological process: cytoskeleton-dependent cytokinesis. The record is from RefSeq and is a predicted model, not a curated record. The coding region runs from base 66 to 614 and encodes 182 amino acids. Gene Ontology annotation, cellular component: dynactin complex. NCBI's taxonomy places the organism in Eukaryota, Metazoa, Chordata, Actinopteri, Acipenseriformes, Acipenseridae. The transcript has 7 exons.